This is a messenger RNA of Punica granatum (pomegranate), 2308 nucleotides long. NCBI's taxonomy places the organism in Eukaryota, Viridiplantae, Streptophyta, Magnoliopsida, Myrtales, Lythraceae. The record is from RefSeq and is a predicted model, not a curated record.
GCACACAGCUAAGAAAGGGCAUGCAAUUGCUUCUUUCAUCUAUCAUAUGUAUGGGGGUGAUAGGAAAAAUAUAUGAUGACAGUUAAUUGUCAGAUAUGUCCGAUAUUUUCACAUGAUUGUGUAUUCAGUAGAUACAUAGGUGACAUAAAAGUUCGAAGUAAUAUCCAAUGAUGUGAUCCGGACAUGGAUGACAUGGAAUAUAUAUCAUCGAGCUUUUUUUUUUCUUUUUCUUUUUUAAUUUCUUUGUUUUCGAAAAUUGAGGAGAUUAAAGAUAACGAAAUUAACGGUCACGGGGCAAUCCAAUGAGGCAGAGGAAACCAAAAUGAGCGGUCUUCACCUUCAAGCCACUAUACCUUCUUCGAACCCAACGCACCUCCCACAACAGUUCCACCGGUCACCACUGAAGGCCCUCGAGUCAUGCUCUGCCAUGUCCGAGCUCCAGCAGCUCCAUGCCCACACCAUCAAGCUCGGCCUCUCGACCGACACUGACACCAUGGGCCAGAUCAUCAAGUUCUGCUCUGCGUCCAAGAAUGGGGAUUUGGAGUACGCCCUCAAGGUGUUCGAUGGAAUCCCUAAUCCGGAUGUGUUCCUCUAUAACAUCUUGAUGAAGGGUUUCUGGCGGAUGGCAUCACGUCCCCGGGAUGCCAUCGUCCUCUACCUUCGGAUGUUGCAUGAUGCCAUUACGCCCAAUAGCUUUACCUUCCCUUGUGUUAUAAGGGCUUGCUGUGUGGACUCUGCUGUCAGGGAAGGGCGGCAGGUCCAUGCCCAGGUGCUGAAAUUCGGGUUCGGGGAAGAUGUCGUUUCGUCAAACAAUUUGAUCCACAUGUAUGUGAAUUUUCUGUCCUUGGAAGAGGCGAGGAGGGUUUUCGACAAGAUGCCAUCUCGUAGUGUAGUUUCUUGUACUACUAUGAUUACAGGGUAUGCUCGGUCGGGAUUUGUGGACGAGGCAUUAGAAGUGUUCGAGUCAAUUCCUGAGAAGAGUUCCGUCUUGUGGAACUCUAUGGUUGCAGCUUUUGUUCAGACUGGCCAUUUCCACGGAGCGUUUGCUCUGUUUGAAAGGAUGCUUGACGAGAAAGUGGUGCUGGACAAAUUCAUUGCAGCGACUGUGUUGUCAGCUUGUGCAGGUUCAGGUGCCCUAGGGCUAGGGAAGUGGAUUCAUUUUUAUAUUCAGAGCAACGAGAUCGAAUUGGACCCAAAACUUGCUUCAGCCAUCAUCGAUAUGUACUGUAAGUGUGGUUGCUUGGAGAAGGCUCUCGAGAUCUUCAAUGGGUUGCCUAGCAAGGGGCUUUCUGCAUGGAAUAGCAUGAUCGGGGGGCUUGCAGUACAUGGAAAAGGAGAUGCUGCAGUCAAGCUUUUCAUGGAGAUGGAGAAGGAGAAGGUAGCUCCCGAUCAUAUAACCUUCUUGAAUGUGCUAACAGCUUGCGCUCACUCGGGUUUAAUUGAGGAAGCGAACAAUUACUUUGAACAUAUGAUGGAUUUCUACGGUAUCAAACCAAGAAUUGAGCAUUUUGGUUGUAUGGUCGAUCUAUUUGGAAGAGCAGGGAUGAUAAAUGAAGCGAUGGAGAUCAUCGAGGGGAUGCCAAUGACGCCGGAUGCAAGUGUACUCGGUGCACUUCUUGGGGCUUGUAGGGUUCAUGGAAAGGUUGAGUUGGGAGAAAGAAUAGGGAUGGAAGCGAUCGAUCUGGACCCGAGUAACAGCGGGCGUUAUGUCCUGCUAGCGAACUUGUAUGCAAGUGCCGGAAAAUGGCAAGAUGUUGCCGAGGUGAGGAAAUUAAUGAACGACAGAGAAGUAGAGAAGAUUCCCGGAUUUUCAGCAAUCGAACUCGAUGGAAAUAUCAGCAAAUUUGUAGCAGGGGACAGGAAUCAUCCCGAAUCAGAACUAAUAUAUGCCAAAGUCGACGCAGUGUUAGAGAGUAUAAGAAAAGUCGGCUACGAGCCUGACAUUAAUGAGGUACUGCAUGACCUUAGUGGAGAGGACAUUGAGACUCCACUGUGUUAUCACAGCGAGAAAUUGGCUAUCGGGUUCGGACUACUAAAGUCGAAGCCUGGUGAAACUAUUCGAAUAUAUAAGAAUUUACGGAUCUGCAGAGACUGUCAUUGCGCUGCUAAGCUCAUAUCGGAGGUUUUCAGCCGUGAAAUCAUCAUGAGAGACAGGAGUCGGUUUCACCAUUUUAGAUCGGGAGAGUGCUCUUGUAAGGACUCUUGGUAGCAAGUAAUUUUGUAAGUAACCUGGACUAGCUUCUUAUUUACAUAUGUAAAUUUGAUGUAAAAAGAUUCAGAUUACAUGAAUCAACUCCAUCAAAGGAAA